Messenger RNA from Strongylocentrotus purpuratus (purple sea urchin), 1445 nucleotides. RefSeq lists its product as uncharacterized. Lineage: Eukaryota; Metazoa; Echinodermata; Echinoidea; Camarodonta; Strongylocentrotidae. Bases 1 to 1158 code for a protein of 385 amino acids. The record is from RefSeq and is a predicted model, not a curated record. The transcript has 5 exons.
AUGAAGUUUGUAAAGAAUCUUUCCGCCCUAGUCUGCCUUAGUGUACUAAUUGGUAGUGCCGUUACAGCCCCUGCAUGCGGUGGAGGUGGUGCCUGUGGUGGUAGUGGUGGAGGUGGAGGAGGCAGCAGUAGCAGCAGCGAGGAAAGUGGUGGUGGUGGAAGCGGUACCGGAGGAGGAUGGGGUGGCGUAAGUGGAGGCGGUGGAGAUGCAGGUGGUGGCGAUGGUGGUAAUGGUGGUGGCGACGGUGGUGACGGAGGAGCUGAUGGAGCCGAUGGUGGAGGAGAUGGCGGGGCUGGAGCAGAUGCAAGUGGUGGAGGCAGAGCUGCAGGUGGUGCUUACGCGCCUGGAGCCGGUGGAGCAGCUUAUGCACCUGGUUGUGGACAUGGAGACGGUUCCGGUUAUUGUGGACAUGGAGCAGCUUACGCUCCGGGUGGACCUGGUGCGGCUUACGCACCUGAAGCCGGUGGAGCAGCUUAUGCACCUGCUGGAGGGGCAUCGGGUAAUGGAGGUGCUGGCGCUGCUUAUGGUGGCGGAUGUAAUGACGGAGAUUCUGGAGAAUGUGAUGGUAACUCUGGUGAGCAUGGCGUCGGAUAUGGGGUCGGAGCUGCAGCCCCUGCUCCAGGAUAUCCAGGUGCAGCUAUGCCAGCGGCUGCUCCUCUACCCCCUGCAGCUGCACCUCCUCCUCCAGGAUUCGCUCCACCCCCUGCCUUUGCUCCACAUGCACCACUACCACCUGUGUACAGCCCACCAGUUCCAGCACCAAGGGCACCAGCUCCAGUUCCACAAGCUCCAGCUGCAGCUCCAGCCCCAGUCCCGGCUCCAGCCCCUGCACCUGCACCCGCCCCAGCCCCAGCUCCAGCCCCUGCACCAGCUCCUGCACCAGCACCCGAAACCCCCGACACCAGUGGAGAAAAUGGUAACGGUGGUGACAAUGGUGGUGAUAACGGCGAUAACGGUGAUAACGGAGACAACGGUGAUAACGGAGACAACGGUGACAACGGUGAUAACGGCGAUAACGGCGAUAACGGUGAUAAUGGUGAUAACGACAGCGGUGCUGAUAACGGAAACGGGGGUGACAACGGUGGAGGAUGUGAUGCAAAUGGCAAUGGCAAUGGCAAUGGAAAUGGAAAUGGCGAAAAUACCUGUAACGCAGCUUAAGAGCUUCGACCUGGUUGAUUGCGUGAGGAGGAAAAUCCAGGCAUGGUGAUGGUUAUUUCUCACUCAAUAACCAACUAAAUGUGUGUUUUAGUCUCGUCUACAAUGUACUUAUUUAUUUUGUUAUUUAUUAUGAUUAUUUAUUAACGCCGUUCCAUAAUCAUGGUCUGACGAUGAAAUGAAGAAACGUUUGUUUCUGAUGUGGUAAUUCACUUUAAAAAAUGUAAUUAAGCAUUAUUUCUACUUUGUGUUAUUGAAGAUUCAGACAUUCAUAAAAUGAGAAGUUUUGU